CCACCACGCGCCGCCCUCUAAUCUCUCACGCGCCGCGGUCCAAUCUCAAAUCCUCCAUCAACCUCCUCCUCUCAAUCUCCUCCAAUCAAAAGGGGUCUAAUUUAUGAAUUAGAAUUCAUCAUGGGAGGCGUAACAUCAUCGAUCGCUGCAAAAUUCGCUUUCUUUCCACCAACGCCACCGUCUUACGAGGUUAUAGCCGACGAUAGCUGCGGCGGACGUUUAUACAUACCGGAGAUUCCUCGUCGCGAUGAUGUUGAUAUCUUAAAGCUACGUACACGUUAUGGUAACGAGAUCGUAGCUGUUUAUGUGAAACAUUCAAAAGCUAAUGGAACGCUUUUGUAUUCUCAUGGUAACGCUGCUGAUUUGGGUCAAAUGUUUGAGCUUUUCGUUGAGCUUAGCAAUCGCCUUCGCGUCAAUCUUAUGGGGUAUGAUUACUCUGGUUAUGGUCAGUCUACUGGACAGGCAAGUGAGUGUAAUACAUAUGCUGAUAUAGAGGCGUCGUAUAAGUGCCUUAAGGAAAAGUAUGGUGUAAAAGAGGAUCAACUGAUAUUAUAUGGUCAAUCUGUCGGUAGUGGACCUACGGUUGAUCUAGCUUCGCGCACACCUAACUUGCGAGGCGUGGUUUUACAGUGCCCGAUUCUGUCUGGGAUGAGGGUUUUGUAUCCGGUGAAAUGUACAUAUUGGUUUGAUAUUUACAAGAAUAUUGACAAGAUCGGCUCAGUUACUUGUCCUGUAUUAGUAAUCCAUGGAACUGCGGAUGAAGUAGUUGAUUGGUCUCACGGAAAACGGCUCUGGGAACUAAGCAAAGAGAAGUAUGAACCUUUGUGGAUAAGUGGAGGUGGACACUGUGACCUUGAACUCUAUCCAGAUUUCAUCAGACAUCUGAAGAAAUUUGUUGUAUCGCUUGGCAACAAACAAGCAGAGCAAGCUGCCACAGAGCGAGAUAGCUAAUAUGUUUGAAACGGGUUACUUUCAGGAGUCUACACAGUUGGCUGGAGAAUUCAGAAGAAAGUAAUAAGCCUGAGAAAUUCAAGAUGAGAGUGUUGAUAGGUUUAGAAAUCAAAAGAUAAAAAAAGGUCUAGUCUGGUGACACAAUGGGUCAAUCUGGAAUGUACACAGUAUAUUACAUUUCGUGAAUAAAUGUAUUUUUCUGCU
This is a messenger RNA of Arabidopsis arenosa, 1155 nucleotides long. Lineage: Eukaryota; Viridiplantae; Streptophyta; Magnoliopsida; Brassicales; Brassicaceae. The record is from the annotation of a GenBank genome assembly.